UAUAGAUAACGCACUGUGAGUGAUGCUGAAACAAACGGACGACAAACAUCGCAUUUAUCUUUCUGCUAAAGUUUUUAAAGUCUUAUAUACAAAUAAAGUGGGAUAUUUUGCUGUUGGUUUAAAUAAAAACUAAUAUAAUUUUUUAAAGACGAUUGUAUUGUUUGCAGAUUCUUAACUCCGUGCUAACUUCACCAAAAUGGCUUCAGGUUUGGGAUGUAUAAAAUGCAUAACAUUUUUUUGCAACUUGUUAUUUGCGCUAACGGGCCUUUUGAUUUUAUUCGUUGGUGCUAUGGUGCAAUUGAAUUAUUCGCACUAUUCGAACUUUGUUAGCGAACAGAUAUGGACGGCUCCAAUUAUACUGAUAAUAAUCGGUUCGAUAGUGGCAUUCAUAUGUUUCUUAGGCUGUUGUGGUGCACUUAAAGAAAACGGCUGCAUGAUUUUAUCCUUCGCUAUUUUAGCGUUUGCUAUUUUUAUAUGUGAAAUUGGCUUGGGUAUAGCUGGUUACAUGAAACAUGCUGGCCUACGUCGCAUUAUGGAAGCCCAAUUUAAUGUCACAAUGAGGGAUUAUAACGAGCGUGAUGAUUAUCGUGAUGCGUGGUCUUUGCUGCAAUCUGAGUUGGAGUGCUGCGGAACGUACGGUCCUUCCGAUUGGGAGGCAGUGUAUCAUAAUACAACACUGCAUGCAUCUUGUUGCCCAAUCAUUGUUCUUAACGAAGCAGAUAAAUGCACUACAGCUCAUGCCAGUCCAGACGGUUGUUUAAAUAAAUUAAUUCAUAUUUUGGAUUCGAACGCUUUAGUUUUGGCUGGUGUCGUUUUGGGUGUCGCCACUAUUCAGUUAUUGACUAUUUUGUUUGCCUGCUGCCUUUGUCGUUCGUUUUGUGGGAGCUACCAGACAGUUUGAGAUUCGUAGUCGGGAUCCUUUGUGUCGCAUGUAAUGUCAUGCAAUGUUGACACGUUCUCAAAAACCCAGAAAAUAUUAAAAAGAAAAUUAUUUAUUUCGUUUUGAGUAAAUUAAUUAUUAUUUUUUAAAUUUGCAAAUGCCAACGAUUUCACCAUCUUUGUGAAUAGUGAAAACUACGCGUAAUUUUUCAACGUGCACAUUAAAGAACUGCUAAAAGCGAUGGCACUUGUCAUAACAAUAGCUGUAGUUAAUCUUAAUCCUUUCCUGUUUUGAUAUAAUAUUAACUUACAUUUCCUCUACAAAAUAUAAUCAUUAUACCUUUUUAAUAUCACAUCACAAAUACCAAAAAAAAAAAAAAACAAGUCCCUGUGAUAACCUACGUAUGUUUAGCAUGUGUAUGUGGUAUUUAUAUUAUAAUUCGAACUGUUUGCUUAUUUUUUAAUUGAUUUUGUAAAUUUUCUAGUUUAAGGUUUCAUGAUAGAAUCGCUAAGAUGUGUGCGUAUUUAUAUACUAAAGACAAUUCAAAGGAAAAAAUUAAUAAUAGUAAGAUUCACGCUUGUUAGAUAUAAAAUUUUUAUAUUCAAAAUUAUUAUAAAAUUUACUUAAGCACUUAUAUGCAAUAAAAAUAAAUAUAUAAGAAGGAAAUUAUUUACUGAAUGCACUUUGAGAGGAAAACUACUUAUUAAGAUGCCUAGAAAAAAAUCAAUUUUUCGCUUACUGUAUACUAUUUCUAGGAGCAACGCUAAUAUCAGUUAGUUUUCUUAUAAUAACUUGAAACAAGACUCUAAAAAAUCUACAAUAAUAGAUUUUAAAGAAAUUUCAAUGACUUAGCAAAUAUAUCUAUCCCUCUGAAUGAGUCUAUCAUGUUUGCGACUUAUUUAAGGGAUUUUUAUUAUUUUUCUUCAGAAUUUGUGACAAAAUAUAAAUGUAUGGCACACACAAUUUGAAAUAUUGAAAUAGUUUUUUAAAUCUAAUUGAAAAUAAUAUAAAUUUAAUAAUUCAAAAUAAUAUAAUGACUCAAAAUGCGAAUGUACAUUACAGCAGUAAACUGUGGCAAAUUUGUACUAGUUAUCUGACUUUAAAAGUUGUCUACAGAGAAUUUCAUUUGUUUCGUCUUCGCUUGAAUUGAAAUUACUUUGUAGAUAGAUAGCUUGAUAUAAAUUUUAAUAGUCUUCUAACUGGAUUAUAAAAGGUUUUUACUUCAUUCCUCAAAGACAGCUCUUAAUUUCUUUCUCGCUUUACACCCAUUGCUAGACAUACUAGAUAAGUACUAGAUAUGAUUUACUAGAUUUAUAACACCUGUAAAUAUACGUCACGCGUAUACAUUUUUGAUUCAUAGGGCAUUUUGAAACAAUUUAACAAUGUCUGUCUCCCUUUUGACGUAACGUGUUCAUUCGUAAGUGUUUUGAAAUGGUAACUGCCUUAAAUUCACCUCAAAAUAAAUAGACACUUAUAUUCAAACCCCCCUUCCCCAUCCCUCUUUUUUUACAAAAAUUUGUACUGCACGAAUUUUUAUAAUUGUGUAGAAAAACUUUUUGAAUAUAUAUAUAAUAUAUACAUAUAUAAAACUACUUUUUUGUAUUGCACUUUACUAAAGAGAAAAAAUUGAUAAUUUGAUCAAUUGAUAAAAGUCAACCUAUUUAUAAGUUAAUAUCUAAUACAGGUUUAUACUAUUUAUUGUAAACCUUAUCUAUGUACUGAAAUAAUGUGUUGCAUUAUAAAUUAAAUGUUAAAGACUUGAACUACUGCGAUACCACAGAUGUCAUAACUAAACAAUGAAUAUGAUAGUUAGUUAGUUAUUCCUUCAAUUACAUGAUCGUCACUCUUACUCAUUACAUUGCAAAAUAAAAACAUGAGUAAGUCUUG
Glossina fuscipes is the source of this 2767-nucleotide messenger RNA. RefSeq names its product CD63 antigen. Lineage: Eukaryota; Metazoa; Arthropoda; Insecta; Diptera; Glossinidae. The transcript has 5 exons. Gene Ontology annotation, cellular component: membrane. The record is from RefSeq and is a predicted model, not a curated record. Bases 197 to 901 code for a protein of 234 amino acids.